Messenger RNA from Lycium barbarum (goji berry), 2228 nucleotides. Its product is annotated as sucrose nonfermenting 4-like protein. The transcript is spliced from 14 exons. The coding region runs from base 518 to 1834 and encodes 438 amino acids. The record is from RefSeq and is a predicted model, not a curated record. NCBI's taxonomy places the organism in Eukaryota, Viridiplantae, Streptophyta, Magnoliopsida, Solanales, Solanaceae.
AUUUCUUGCUAGUUAAAGCCAAACAAUUUAAAUGACAAAUCGAAAAAAACUUUGAAAAAGAAAAGAGAACCAAUGGAGAAAUUCUGUAACUAUCUCAACAAACAUUAAACCACACAAAAAUCAUAGUAUACUACUAUAAUGUCGUAUCCAUAGUUACAUUUUUUCUUUAAAUAUAAUUUCCCCUCUUCGCUGGCUUCUUGUUAUUCGGAUAUACCGAUGCUUUUUUGCUCCACCAUUUCCCUUUUUCCUCUGGAAUUUCCACUGGUUUUUUUUUAUUUUUUUUUUUGUGUCUGAUUCGUUGAUUGUAUCCCCGUAAACCAUGUAUAUAUACGAAAUCACAGAAUUGAAGUUUAGGGUCUGAAGAGGAAAUGGUACAAGUUACUUUUACAUGGCGCUAUGGUGGUACUCAAGUUUUUCUUUGUGGUUCCUUUAAUGGAGUUGAUAAUUUCGCAUAGUUGAGUGAACUUUUGAGAUAUUUACUCAAUAUGAGUGGUGCAGCUGGAGUGAGCAGAUACUGAUGAAUUUGGUGGAAGGUUCGGCCGUCGUUUUUCAGAGGAAUGUUGAUCUUCCACCAGGAUAUCAUAAGUACAAAUUCUUGGUUGAUGGCAUCUGGCAAGUCGACCAGGAAAAGCUUUGUGUUCAGGAUGAGUAUGGUGCAAUCAACAACUUAGUAUUUGUGAAGGACACGGAUUCCACGCCUUCUGCCUUACCGAGAGAGGAUGCUCAGUCGAUGAUGGUCUCGGGUUUUGCUAGAAAUAUGUAUUUAGAGGCUUCAUCAUCACGCGGACUACAGCUUAAACCAGUCAUGCAGUUGUCAAACAAUGAAAUAAAUGUUUCCCGCCAUCGUCUAUUCAUAUUCUUGUCAUCUUUCCAAGCAUAUGAGCUGAUUCCAAGUUCAGGAAAGGUCUUUGCAUUAGAUACUGAAGUGGCUGUGAAACAGGCUUUUCAUAUCAUGUAUGAACAGGGACUUGCAGUGAUGCCUCUUUGGGAUGAGCGGAAUGCGAUGAUCUCGGGAAUGCUUACUGCUUCUGAUUUCAUUUUGAUCUUGUUGAAGCUCCACGAAGGUCAUUCAAUGCUGACCAACGAUGAUCUUGAAAUGCACACGGUUUCAGUUUGGAAAUACAGAAAAUUCCAACUGCAUGCAGAAGUGUCAGGGGCUAUGAUACCUCCAAACAGAACGGUGUUACUGCAAGCUGAUCCUGAUGAGUCACUGAAAGACGUGGCGCUAACAUUAUUACAAAAUAAGAUAUCUGCAGUUCCAGUUUUACAUUCAGCAGAAGACGGGUCAUGUUCGCAGUUGUUGCAUACUGCAUGCCUUGCUGGAAUAUUAAACCACACGUGCAGGCAUUUUAGACACUCUCUAGACUAUCUGCCUCUUCUACAACAACCAGUGGGUAAUCUUCCAUUAGGCACCUGGGCGAGAGAAGUUGGUGGAAGGGCAAGCAGCCGUGUGUUAUUGACAUUACACAGCCGAGAUCUCCUUGGUUCUGCUCUUAAAUUAUUAAUAGAAGGUGAAAUAAGCUCAAUACCCAUCAUUGAUGAUAAUGGAGCGCUUAUAAAUGUGUACUCUCGGAGUGAUAUAACCUCUUUGGCAAGAGGCAAUUUGUAUGCACGCUUUCGGCUUGACCAGAUGAUAAUGACUCAAGCCCUGGAGGUCCUAGAUGAAGCAUCCCGUGAUCGUUGUAGGACAUGCACACGUUCUGAUUCACUGUAUAAGAUAAUGGAGCUCCUUUCAGAUCCAAUUGUGCGGCGGGUUGUGAUCAUUGAUCCCAAUAGCCGGCAUGUAGAAGGCAUAAUCACUUUGAGAGAUGUGUUUAAUCUUAUUUUAGGCUGAAAUUUCUCUGGUACAAUUUCACAGGUGGGAGUAAAGUAGUACGAUGACUUGGUAAUGGCAGCUCAAUUGCUCAAAGAGAAAAGCUGUCACUAUGUCAUUUAGCUGAGUGGAAGAGCAGUGUAAAAUUGUUACACAACAAACGAAGUUCGUGUUGUCUAGGAAAAAAAAGAAUACAGAAAACCUGGACUACGAUGUAACUCAAGAAUUUCUUCUUAUUAUAGUUGAACCAGUAUAUAAGGUCCUAUUUCUACUUAUUGAAGCAAGUUUAGCAAGGAAAUCUGCCACUUGAUUUGCCUCCCUAUAACAGUGAUUAAUCUGAAUAUUUGCACGAUUGAUGUAGUUAACAGUGCUGUUGAUAAUGUGCUUAGGUUAAGGUUGUUAGUUCCUCUGUUGA